Hyla sarda is the source of this 1485-nucleotide messenger RNA. Its product is annotated as cytochrome P450 2C8-like. The coding region runs from base 1 to 1485 and encodes 494 amino acids. Gene Ontology annotation, biological process: xenobiotic metabolic process. The record is from RefSeq and is a predicted model, not a curated record. NCBI's taxonomy places the organism in Eukaryota, Metazoa, Chordata, Amphibia, Anura, Hylidae. The transcript is spliced from 9 exons. Gene Ontology annotation, molecular function: heme binding; iron ion binding; oxidoreductase activity, acting on paired donors, with incorporation or reduction of molecular oxygen, reduced flavin or flavoprotein as one donor, and incorporation of one atom of oxygen. Gene Ontology annotation, cellular component: intracellular membrane-bounded organelle; cytoplasm.
AUGGAGCUGGGAGUGUCAGGGACUCUUUUACUAGUUUUCUGUGUUAGUCUGGUGUUCUAUACCUUAAAAUGGAGAAGAAAACUUAGGAGAAAAAACUUGCCCCCUGGACCAACCCCCCUGCCCGGACUGGGAACCAUGUUACAUUUGAGUUCCAGUGAAAUGCCAAAGUCCUUGGUAAAGAUGAGCGAGAAGUAUGGGCCGGUGUUCACCAUUUAUAUGGCCAAUGACCCAAUGGUGAUCUUAGCAGGUUAUGAAUGUGUAAAAGAGGCCUUAGUGGAUCGCAGUGAUGCUUUCAGUGCAAGAGCUGUCACAAGUUUAGGUCAAUUUGUUUUCAUAGAUUUUGGUGUAAUCCUGAGCAACGGGGAGCGCUGGAAAUUGUUGCGUCGAUUUUCACUCACCACAUUGAGGAAUUUUGGGAUGGGGAAAAAAGGUCUUGAGGAAAGAAUCCAAGAAGAGGCCCAAUGCCUAGGAGAAGAAUUUAGGAAAAAUGGAGAUACCCCUUUCGAUCCAACUGAUCUGCUACGUCUGGCUGUCUCCAAUGUCAUCUGCUCCAUUGUAUUUGGGGAACGUUUUGACUAUGGGGAUGAGAAGUUCAUGACUUUGCUUUCUUUACUAAAGGAGCUCUUCCUAACUCUUGCUUCUCCAUGGGGUAUUCUUCUUAAUGUCUUCCCCAAAACCCUAUCGUACAUCCCUGGUCCUCAUCAAAAAGUCUUUACAAAUCUUGUAAAAUUGAAAGCAUUUAUUCUGGAGUCUGUAGAAAGCCACAAGAAGACGAUUGAUUUGAAUAGUUCCCGGGACUUCAUUGACAGCUUCCUGAUAAAGAUGGAGGAGGAGAGGAACAAUCCAAAGAGUGAAUUCCACUUCGACAACUUAUUUGGCACAGUAAUUGAUCUCUUUUUUGCUGGAGUAGAAACUACCAGCACAACCCUAAAAUAUACCUUCCUUAUCCUGCUAAAGCACAUAGAUGUAGCAAGGAAGAUACAGGAGGAGAUUGAUAACGUGGUUGGACAAAGUCGUUGUCCUAAAGUGGAGGAUCGGGCCAAGAUGCCAUAUACAGAUGCUGUCAUUCAUGAGAUCCAGAGAUUUGCGGAUAUCACACCUCUGGCUGUCCCACAUGCCACUAGCAAGGACACAGUAUUCAGAGGAUACAACCUUCCAAAGGGUAUAAUUGUUGCCCCGUUACUGACAUCUGUAUUGAAGGAUCCUAAGUAUUUCAAGAACCCUGAACAAUUUGAUCCAUACCACUUUUUGGAUAAAAACGGAUCUUUUAAGAGCAAUGAGGCCUUCCUGCCAUUUUCUGCUGGAAAGAGGAGUUGUCUCGGAGAGGGAUUAGCGCGCAUGGAGAUCUUCCUCAUGUUGACCACUAUACUGCAGAAGUAUAAACUAAAAUCCAAUAAAGCUCCAGAAGAUCUUGAAAUUACACCUGAACCUGGAAAAAAUGGAGCUGUAGCCAGAACUUAUCAGCUUUAUGUGGAACCCCGAUGA